Messenger RNA from Carassius gibelio (silver crucian carp), 5595 nucleotides. RefSeq names its product transmembrane channel-like 2b (gene tmc2b). Gene Ontology annotation, molecular function: mechanosensitive monoatomic ion channel activity. Gene Ontology annotation, cellular component: plasma membrane. Bases 2309 to 5152 code for a protein of 947 amino acids. The record is from RefSeq and is a predicted model, not a curated record. Lineage: Eukaryota; Metazoa; Chordata; Actinopteri; Cypriniformes; Cyprinidae. The transcript is spliced from 20 exons. Gene Ontology annotation, biological process: vestibular reflex; detection of mechanical stimulus involved in sensory perception of sound.
AUGACCAUAUUCUACAUCCCAAAAUACUACCCAAUAACUAAACCAAACUGCUACCUUAUUAACUAUUAAUAAGCAGCAAAUUAGGAGUUUAUUAAGGCAAAAGUUGUAGUAAAUGGUUUUUGUCAAUAACGUGAAGUCUACCUUUCCCACAAUGGGAAGUGGGUAGAAAUCCAGUUCAUCCAGAGUUCUUUUUUUGUCUUAUAAAUUGUCUGGUUACUAUUGUGGUGUGAGAAAGUGGUGCAGACAAUUCAGUGAGCGACCAGUCUUAAUAAAUCAAACUAAAUCACAAACAGUUUAAGACCUUUUUGGAAACCUAGAUCAAAAGAGUGAUUCGUUCACAAAUCUGACAUCAUUAGUUCUGUUUCUAAAAAGCGAAUAGAAAAAAGCACAUAAAUAGAUUACUGAUAUAUCGAAAACAAUAUUCACCCUAAAAUGUGUUUGGACAUCUAAGCCCACAUAGAUAUGAAAACAAAAUCAUUUUUCAACACUUCAGAUUGACAGCUUGGCCCUGCCCACCAUUAUGCCUCUUCUCUCCAUGUCAUUGUUUCCCCACUCUCCAAUCCAUGCAGCUUUAUCUUGAUCAGCGUGUCUGCUGCCCCACAACGUUUCCAUGCCCCUUACUGUAUUCUCAAAUCUGCUCUCACCUCUAGGGGUGUCUGAUGUCUCGGAUUAUUUUCCUGCAGCCACAGAUUUGGCAGUGAAGAUGCAUGUGGCUCAUUUGUCAAGCCACGGCCCACACUGUUCUGUUUGGGGUUACACUGUGUACCAUUUAUGUGAGGGCAUUUGUUCCCAACCCACUACUAGAGGAUUGUAAAAGCAUUGAGAAUAUCAUUUGAGCACCUUCUUUGAAGCUAGAUUGAAAUGAUUUUACAAUCCCAAGAAAUUUAUCUCUGUAUCAAAUCUUGAAGAUUACUUAUUAGAGAAUUGGCACAUAAGUUUCAUUAACAUUGCAAAUGCUCAUCCGUAAUUCAUGAGUAGACUUCAUUAAGUAUUAACAGGAGUCAUUUGAGAUUUUGUUUAUUUGAUCAUUUAGGGAGCCAUUGUUCAUUUGAAGAUACAGCCCUUUUGGAAUUCAUUUCAUAUGGUCCGGAAAAUGCCAGGAAAUCGAUAUAAGUGAAAACUGAUAACCAAAUGACAACUUUUUGUAUUGUAUACCUUCUGGUGAACCUUGAUGAGGUCUUCACAAGCCACCACUGAGAGAAUUCUUUUAUAUGCGGGACAUCUGAUCUGUGUGAUUGUUGUUCUGUUACCGGACGUUAUAGUAGUAGACCUCUUGUGCAUAAUUAACUCAAAAACAAUUACUUGUAUUCGGCUGCUGUGUCUUGAGCAAGAAGGUUAGUUUCCUUAAAAGUGCCUGAAUUUCCUGUAGACAAGAUGCUUUAUUUACACAAAAUGGAAUAAUAAAGACACAAAUUUAACCAUAGCUAAACAUGGUAAAACCAUAGUUCAGUAUAUGAACUGAUAUAGAACCAAGCAAAAAGGGUGUUAAGAGAAUAUAAAAUUGAAAAACAGUUACCUGUUGUACUAAGAUCCAUAAGGAGUUUUUUUUUUUUUAAUAAAGAAGUAUGCAAUGUUCUAGAAGAGGCACAAUUUAAUCAGUACUUCACUGAUUAAGAACUGAGACUCUAAGUUUAAACAUUGUUAUUAAAAUACAUAUAAUUCUGUUAUUUUCCCAACUGGGAAAAAAAUGGUAACACUUUAGAAUAGGUAACACUUGUUAACUAUUAACUAUGACAUUUCUUUCAAUAAAUUCUUAAUUUGCUGCUUAUUAAUAGUAUAGUAAGGUCCAGUAGUUGUUAGAUUUAGGUAUUUGGUAAGAUUAGGGAUGUUGCAUAAGGUCAAGUAGAAUAAGGCAUUAAUGUGUUCUUAAUUAGCACUAAUACAUGGCUAAUCAUCUAGUAAUAUGCAUGCCAAUAAGCAACUAAUAUGUGUUACCUAUUCUAAAGUUUAACCAAAAAUAUCAUGAUGAAUAGGCAUUCAUCAUGAAUUCAGGUGCAUUCAGCAGUUUUUUCAAUAGGCAACCUUUUUGAGUUUAAUUAUCAUCAUUAUUAUCAUCAUGAGACAUCAUUAUUACUCUGUUCUCUGAUUGUUUGAAUCUUUGAUCCACCCUGUACACUGGCGUUUUGUUUCCUGGCUCUCACAGCACGGCUUUAGAUCUUAGCUACCAUUUACUGUAGUCAAGGAGUCAUUUGAUUCCUUUUUUAGGAGUGAGCAGCUGUUAAGAGAGACCCACCUGACAGUCAGGUGUGUCAUCCGCUCUAGAUGCCUCACAAGUCUGAAUAGAAGGACUUAAACUCAAACCGGCAAGAUGCCCCGCAGAAAAAAUGAUGUUGCGAUAACUGUGGAUGAUGUUGGGAUGGAAAUUGAUGCAGAAUAUGAUAGUGGAAGUGAUGUGGAUUCAAGAAGAAGAGCAAAAGGCAGGAAUAAAGCGAAGCCUGCAGCUCGAGGAAAGAAAGCCAAGCCAGCAGAUAGCGAAGAGGAGAGUGAGGAAGAGGAGGAGGCUCCGCGUAAGAGAAAAGGCCGAAAGAAGAAGGUAGAAAGUGAGGAGGAGAGUGAGGAAGAGCAGAGAGGAAGAAGAAAGAAAGCAGCGGCUUCAAAGAAGAAGGCUGCUGCGAAAGAUGACUCCGAAGAGGAGAGCGAAGAGGAGAAGGGAAAUAAAAGAAGAGGAGGGAAAAAAGGAGGAACUAAGAAGGAGAAAGAGGAGGAGAAUAACAAGGAGAAGAAGGGGAAUGGCAAAGCAGCAGGAAAAGGAGGGAAAGAUAAACAGGAUGAGAAAAAGAACAAAGGGAAAAACAGCAGCAGUUCAGAUGACAAUUCAGAAGACGAGUCUAUGUCUGAGGGAGAGAUGGCCCGACUGAAAGAGGAAGUCGAGGAGAAGAAAAAGCUGAUAGCGACGCUUCGGAACAAACCCUGGCGCAUGAAGAGGAGACUCAAGUGCCUGAAAGAAGCCCAGUCCUUUGUGGAGAAGUUUGAAGGGGCUUUGGGAAAAGGAAAAGGGAGGAGACUCUAUGCAUUCAAAGUCAUGAUGACCAAGAAAAUAAUCAAAUUCAAUAGAGACUUUGAAAACUUCAAGACAGCCUGCAUUCCCUGGGAAAGUCGGAUAAAAGAAGUGGAGAGUCACUUUGGGUCAUCUGUAGCCUCCUACUUCAUUUUCCUGCGCUGGAUGUAUGGAUUAAACCUUGUUCUCUUUGGUUUCGUGUUUGGACUUGUUGUUAUUCCAGAGGUACUGAUGGGCAUGCCUUAUGGCUCUAUUGCCAGAAAAACAGUUCCCAGAGAGGAGCAGGACAGUGCCAUGGACUUCUCUGUCUUGUUUGAGUUUGGGGGUUAUUGCAAGUACUCCAUUAUGUUUUAUGGUUAUUACAACAAUCAGCGAAGUAUUGGAUUACUUCAGUUCCGGUUACCCCUCUCAUAUCUUUUAGUUGGAGUUGGGAUAUUUGGCUACAGUCUAAUGGUGGUUAUCAGAACAAUGGCAAGAAAUGCCAAUGAAGGAGGAGAUGGAGCAGAGGAAGGUGCCUUCACCUUUUGCUGGAAGCUGUUCACUAGCUGGGAUUACCUUAUAGGAAAUCCCGAGACAGCUGACAACAAGUUUGCCUCCACCACCACAAGCUUCAAGGAAUCUAUAGUGGAUGAGCAGGAGAACCUAAAGGACGAGAACGUUCACCUGCGCCGUUUUCUACGUAUCCUGGCAAACCUUCUCAUCCUGUGCUGUUUGGGUGGAAGCGGCUACCUCAUCUACUAUGUGGUCAAACGAUCUCAGGGGUUUGCCAAACUGGACAGGAAUGAAUUGACAUGGCUUCAAAAAAACGAGGUUGAAAUUGUGAUGUCAUUGUUGGGCUUGGUGUGUCCACCUCUGUUUGAGGUUAUAGCUGAGCUGGAGGACUAUCACCCUCGGAUCGCCCUAAAAUGGCAGCUGGCCAGAAUCUUCGCCCUCUUUCUGGGCAACUUGUACACUUUUCUGUUUGCGCUGUUUGAUGAAGUCAAUGCAAAGCUUGAAAAUGAGAAACAGAUAAGAAAUGAAACCAUCUGGGCUCUUAAAGAAUACUAUGCCAACUACACCUUAUACCAUAAUGUCACUGAAAACAUUCCCCUUCCAAACAUCUCCCCAGCUGAUGUCAUCAGGGGUCCUUGCUGGGAGACAGAAGUUGGCAUUGAGUUUGUGAAGCUCACCGUAUCCGAUAUCCAGGUGACAUACCUGACCAUUCUGAUCGGGGACUUCUUACGGGCCGUGAUUGUGAGAUUCCUCAACUAUUGCUGGUGUUGGGAUCUGGAAGCUGGCUUUCCGUCUUAUGGAGAAUUUGACAUCAGUGGUAAUGUGCUUGGGCUUAUCUUUAAUCAGGGAAUGAUCUGGAUGGGUGCAUUCUACGCACCUGGGCUGGUGGGCGUAAAUGUGCUGCGUCUGCUGAGCUCCAUGUAUUACCAGUGCUGGGCUGUUAUGGCCUGUAACGUUCCCCAUGAGAGAGUGUUCAAAGCCUCGCGCUCUAAUAACUUCUACAUGGGACUGCUCCUCCUCGUUCUCUUCCUUAGUCUAAUGCCUGUGAUCUACUCCAUUAUGACCCUGCCACCAUCCUUUGACUGUGGACCCUUCAGUGGUAAAGAUAAGAUGUAUGAUGUGAUCAUGGAGACCAUAGAGAAGGACUUGCCACCUUUUAUGGCUGACAUCUUCAGUUAUGCGUCCAACCCAGGCCUCAUCAUUUCUGCAGUUUUGCUCAUGGUAUUGGCUAUUUAUUAUCUGAAUGCUGUGUCCAAAGCAUAUCAGAACGCUAACAUGGACUUAAAACGCAAAAUGCAAAUGCAAAGAGAUGAGGAGAAGAACAGGAGGAACAACAAGGACAGCACCAACCAGGUGAUGAAAGACCUGGAGGAUCUUAUGCCGAACAAGUCCCUGAUUCCCCCACCAUCACCUGAAGAGACUGCGAAACCAGCUGAUCAGCUCAGCAAGUCACCAAAGGUGACGGGCAAACCAGGUGCUGCAGCCACUGGGAAAGGGGUACAUGUUCAGAGGGAUGUGUCUUUGGCGGCUGCAAAUCCCCGAGCUCCAGUGACCCGUCCGCCAGGUCCCAGGCCACCCGGGCAUCUGCCAGGUAAUGCCCGCGGACCUCCACCGGGUCAAGGGAUGGGAAGAGGGAGAGGUGGACCACCACCACGAAGAUAGUGCAUGAAGAAUGCACUAACACUGUUUCUUUUUGUACUACUACAUUUGGAACCAAAUCAAAGUGUAAUACUAUUACACAAUGAGGUUGACCUGUAGUUAACAUUUGUAUGUACAAUGUAAAUAUUUUUGUGUAAAAUGUAUUUGUAUGUGGUUUUAAUAUGUGCAAUAAAAUGGCUGUACAUGUCUGUGGUGGUUUAUUCAUCAAAUACAUUCCAUUAUUUUUGCACAGAUCAGGAUUCUAGGAUUAAAUAAAUACAUAAAUUAGGAUUCCCUUAUUAUGGUCCCCCUUUUUGUGCUGGACACUUUUAACAAUUCCAAAAUGACUUUAAAAAAUUGUAAAAAUGAAAUUUUCAAAGAUUAAGAUUAAUUAAACAUUUAAUUGUAAGUGAUACUUUAAGUUUUACUGAACAAAUGACAUUUAAAUCCAAAAUUGUACAUAUAUG